GGUCUGCAGCUGAGAUCCCAUUUAUACAGGCUGAUGCGGACACAUUGAUCGUACUGAGCGGCGGACAGAGAAGCGCCCAGACUGAGGAGGAUCCUCACAAGUUGCCCGACAAGGACUUCACGUGGAACUGCACCCAGGACACUUUUAAUUCUAAAACAAACAUCAUGUUUCGGUUCACUUACGAAGCGUUGCCUCUGACUUUCUGAGCAGCAAAGAAAGUUUGGUCAGCAAUUCCAUUGCACUAUUUGCAGGGGUCAUUUUGGUGGAUUGUAGGAGGUAGAGAUCUAAGGAUUGAUUCCAGGUUGAACUGUAAGAAGUAACACGUUAUAAGCACACACUCACAUAAAGUGAAUUGAAGCCCAAAGACCCAAAAUGGCCGAAAGUAAAGCCACUAGUGUGCUGAGCUGGGAUCAAGUGAGCAGUUUGAAUGAUGUCCUCACUGAGGUGGUCCUCAUUCAUGGCCGUGGAAAUUUUCCAACAUUAGAGGUCAGACUCAAAGAUGUGGUUAAGACUGUAAGGACCAGGCUGUUUGAAAGUGGAAUUCUAGUACGAGACGUCCGGCUUAAUGGGUCAGCAGCCAGCCAUGUCCUAGUAAAGAAUAAUGGCUUGAACUACAAAGAUUUGGACUUAAUUUUUGGGGUUUAUCUCCCAGGGGAAACUGAAUUCCAGUUGGUAAAAGAUGUGGUGCUGGGCUGUCUGUUGGAGUUCCUUCCGGAAGGAGUCAACAAAGAAAAAAUCACACCCCUUACACUCAAAGAGGUCUAUGUGCAAAAAAUGGUGAAAGUCUGCACAGAUACAGAUCGUUGGAGCUUGAUCUCCCUUUCCAACAAUAAUGGCAAGAACGUAGAGUUGAAAUUUGUGGACUCCCUCCGCCGACAGUUUGAGUUUAGUGUUGAUUCCUUCCAGAUCAUCUUGGAUUCUCUCUUAUUUUAUUAUGAUUACUCUGAGAACCCAAUGAGUGAGCACUUCCAUCCAACAGUAAUUGGGGAAAGUGUAUACGGGGACUUUGAGGAAGCAUUAGGUCACCUCAGGAAUACACUGAUUGCAACCAAGACUCCAGAAGAAAUCAGAGGAGGAGGACUGCUUAAAUACUGCAAUCUUCUGGUUAGAGAAUUCAAACCAGCCAGUGAAGAAGUAAUUAAAUCCUUAGAGCGGUACAUGUGCUCUCGUUUCUUUAUUGAUUUCCCAGACAUCACUGAACAACAGAGAAAGCUGGAAGUCUACCUGCAGAACCAUUUCAUCGGGGAGGAGAAAAGCAAAUACGAUUACCUGAUGAUCCUGAGGAAUGUUGUAAAUGAGAGCACUGUUUGUUUGAUGGGACAUGAAAGGCGCCAAACUCUCAACCUCAUCAGCCUCCUAGCUCUCAAGGUGCUGGCAGAGCAAAACGUCAUCCCUAAUGUCACCAAUGUCACUUGUUAUUACCAGCCUGCUCCAUAUGUCAGUGAUGCAAACUUUAGCAACUACUAUGUAGCGCACACUGCCACCUCAUACCAACAAUCGUAUCCUACCUGGCUUCCCUGCAACUAAUAAGUAAUGCUAUGUUCACAGUUGACUUGUGUGCAGAUUGAUGCAGCUCAGCUCACCAUUGUGGCUUCUUUCAUUCACAUUAGCUGAGAAGGGAGCAAACCCCAUGGCUGUUGUAAAUGUUGCACGUAUUAAACUGCAAUGAAAAUACAAGGAUAAUAUGCACACAUUAAUUUUUGCUAUAGGAAAAUCCAAAAAAGUCACUAAUGAUGGACGGUACAUAAAUUUUAUGAUUACCAACAAUGCUAUCAAAAGUCCUGAUAGUACACUGUGUCAUAGUGUUCUGGAAAUGUAACUUUGAUUUUUCUGUAAAGGGUUAUCUAUCUUCACACUGUACUAGGAACAAUUGUUAAUUUUUGAGCAAACAUACAAAAGAAUUCACAAUAAAUCUGUUUAAAGAAGUAAGUAAAUAGAUAAUUUUGCAAAUAGAAGUAUAGGGGUUGCACAGUGACUCUUUUUAAAAUGAGACACAAUUAGAAACAUGUAGAUUAUAGUUCACACUUCAAAUUGUAAGUUGCUCCUGUAGUGGCUCAGUAGGGGGAAGGCAGUGGGUGUGAAGAAAGAAUUGGUGUGCUUGUGUAUAAAGCUGCAAAGGUCCACUACACAUCUGCAAAACAAGUUUGCAGACAAGCAGGCCAUUAGUUUAUCAAGAAAUGAAAAUGUGUAAUCUGGAAAUUUCUACCUCGUGAGUAAAUGACAGUUAAUUGAUUUUUGAAGGGAAGUCUACAUUUGCAAAAAAAAUUUUAGAAAAUGCAGAACUGGUUAGUUCCUGGUUUUGUACAAGAGCUACAGCUCAGGAAAAUGAGCUGAGAGUGAUCUUACAAGAUCAGUUGCACACUAUCCUGAGUUAGUUGCUGUUACAGUAAAGUCUUCUGUUGAGUGAGCUGCAAUGUUGAAUUAUUUUGAUGCAGAAAAUGUGCUAUAUUUUUGCUUCUGCAUCAUAAUGGUGUAUAGAUAAUCUUUCAUGGCUGCAGCAUCAGCCUUUUAAUCUAAACCACAUUCCCAGGCAAUGGAAGUUUGUGCUGAAAGUAUUGUACUCUCUUAAAACACAGCUUUACUGGGUUGGAGGAAAGUCUAAAUCUAACAAGUGUCAAUUUUUAAACUGUGUCCUUUACCACUCCAGUAAGUACACUGGAGUUAGGAGAGUGUAAUUUGAAUUUGCUGAAUUCUAAGCUGGCCAAUAUGUGGCAGGCUGGCUGUCAAAUGUGUAGUUCGUGGUGUGAAAGAAAUGCAAAUUUUGGUAAGUUCCAGGUGCAGAAACUUGUUUGUACAGUAAUGUUAAGCUUUGCCUGAAUUGAGUAUCUUGUGUUCUGAGCUAAAAUAUAGACUUCCAAUAUUAAAGCACAGUGAGGUGAUGUGUGAAUUGAAAUUUUUAUUCACAUUUUGCUCUGAACCAGAUUGCGUCAUCCUUCAAUGAGUGCAGUUUGUGAAUAGAUAGAACUCUGCAACUGGAACAGUGUGAACAUUUCCUGAAACACCUCACAGGCCUAGAAAUGUUUGAGCUGAUUUAUAAAAUAUUGUAAGAGAGAGCAGGCAGGAACAGCUUAAAUUGAAUUUAUCUGGGGAAUGUCAAUAAUGAAGUACAUCAAAUAACUUGUUUCCAUUUAGUAUUUAAAUUAAUGAUAACACUGGGAAAGAGUAACUCCUGUCACUUAAAUAAACAAAAACACAGUGUACUAUUGGUGAGGCCUUUUUUGUUGUUGAGAUUUCAUUAUGCAAAGUGUUAAAUGCAGUCUAUCUAGGAUGAGUACUGGUCCAGCACACAUUCCAGUUCAGUGUGAACAUAGUAUUGCUGCAUUUAAGUGCAGGGGACAUUUGAAAAUUGCAACUUAAAUAAAUUGUAAACUGAAUUUCACAACACCAGCUUUGAAUUAUAUAGAAUUGAAAGUAGCAGGGUAUAACUUUGCUAGUGUAAAGGCUUUAUUUUUGACACACCUCCUUUUGAACACUUGUGUAUGUUUUUGUUAAAGAAUACUGGUAAGAGGGUGUGAGGAAUAGAACUUGCGUAUCUUUUUGAAAGCCGGUUACUGUGAUUUAAAACAAAUUUGGUGUUGAACAAAUCUUGCUGCACAGUCAGUCAUGGUCAGAUUCAGAUGAAUUCAGUGAAUCCUGAUCAGAAUUGUGCAUGAAAGUCAGUCUUGCUCAGUGUGUCUUGAAACUAUCUUAUCAAGCAAAAUGGAGAAAUAAGUUUUCAAGUUGUACCUUAGACCUUUUUAUUGCACAAAGAAGUCUGUAGUGUUGAUUUCUAUCGCAGUGCAACUUCUUCUACAGGCAUUGGCAAACUUAAUAUAUUGCACAACUUGGUGAGAUUUUCUAGUCUGGAUGAUAUUGAACUGUUCAACUAUUGCAUAGGGUUUCACAGUUGCACUUGGUUCUGUUCUCAAAUAGACACCUAAAUAUGCAUUUUCUGGCAGAGUCACAAGGUAGUGACAUGAAAUGGGAGUGUUGAAUUUCCCAAACAGUGGGGAGGUAAAAGGUGCUAAAGUACAGACAGUCAUUAAGUCUGGGAUAUUCUUGAUGUGUAUGAUUUGUUGCCUUAUCACAUGGUAAAUUUACCCACCCAACCAGCAGGAAAGUCUAAAGGAUAUUUUUGUAUUUCCUUUUUUUUUGAGCAUCUAGUCUUGAGUGCUUGCUACUACAUAUUAAUGAUGCAAAAUGUAGUGAAAUCAGAUACUCAAUGCUUAGUUCAGGAUUGUGUAAAUAGUGAGUGUAUGAGGCAUUGGAAUUCUCUUGCUGGUAUAUGUUUUUGUUUUGGUUUUUUGUACCCUGAUUUCAGUUAUUUUCUUGUAACUAGGGACAGGCAUCAAAAAGAAGAAAACAACUAAUGUUAUUCAAUUUUUUUUGUUUUGGGUUGAAAUGAUAAGGUAUAGAGAUGAUUGGGACUGAGACUUCUACUCCUGUGAGAAAUGAAAAUUGUAUUUUUAUUUUCAGAUUAACUUAGCUAUUACUGGCAAUAUUUGUAUUUAAAAAUGUUUCCAGAUUGUGCUGCUGUACACGCUUUGUAUGAAUAUGUAGACCUUUGGUCCCUAUUUGACAAUAAAGACUAACCAAUAAAAG
Molecule: messenger RNA, 4581 nt
Organism: Stegostoma tigrinum
Lineage: Eukaryota; Metazoa; Chordata; Chondrichthyes; Orectolobiformes; Stegostomatidae
Gene: tent5c
Product: terminal nucleotidyltransferase 5C
Exons: 3
Coding region: 373-1527 (384 amino acids)
Biological process (GO): mRNA stabilization
Molecular function (GO): poly(A) RNA polymerase activity; RNA binding
Source: RefSeq, a predicted model, not a curated record